AUGGAUCUCUAUCAUAAUCUUCUGGGAGUAUCCAGUCCAAAGGUCGCCAUAGAUCAAGCCUCUCAAACAGCUGACCCCGAAACACACAGGAUGGACACAACGCGCAAGGAGCAAAGGGACAAAGAGUAUGUGGGAGUCAAGACUUCUCAAACAACGCACAAACAAAUCACAAGGGCACCUACUAUUUGGUUCAAAUUCUGCUGUGACAUAGCACCACUUGGUGGUGCACUGGGUCCUGGAGUUGGUGUAGAAUGGACGGGGGUCCCAGGUAAUGGUUGCUGGGAAGGCAUCAUCCCACUUCCGUUUACACCUGGUCCCAUGCUGCCGCUGCGCGGUCCAGGGCUUGGUGCCCCACCUGGUGCCGACAUAAUCGACGACUAUUGA
Messenger RNA from Penicillium robsamsonii, 384 nucleotides. Its product is annotated as Mediator complex subunit Med11. NCBI's taxonomy places the organism in Eukaryota, Fungi, Ascomycota, Eurotiomycetes, Eurotiales, Aspergillaceae. Bases 1 to 384 code for a protein of 127 amino acids. The record is from RefSeq and is a predicted model, not a curated record. The transcript has a single exon.